AUGGCCAAGGUCGAUGCAGCGGCGGAUUCUCCGGCCGCCGCAUCGCCAAACCACAGCCUUCCCCCAGGCCCCGUUGAGGCUCGCUCGUUGUCCUCUAUUACCGCAGUAGCCUCGAAUCCCCCGGCUUAUCCACGGAAUCCGACGCAGAAGAAACUUGAUCCUUUGGUUUUGUAUAUCGUGAGAGUCCCGGGCAGUAAAGAUGUCUUUCUCUCUCCACUGAAACCACCAACAAAAGCCAGCGUUUCGGCUGAGGCCAUCAAUGCUUCCCUCUACUAUCUACAUGUCUCGACGCCCGAGGACGAUGUCUUGCUUCAGGAAUGUGAGCAAGAGCGCGAGGAAGAGGCGAAACUGCGGAGAGAGCUUGGAGAGGAAGCGGAUGUUCCUCCUGAGUUUGCGAAAAUGAAUCAGGUUCGACGAAAGCCUGUUCCAGGCGGCGGUGGUGGCGCAAAGGUGGAUGCUGAUGCACGCCCUCCCCUCCCUGCUCACCGAUCCAAUGUGUCGCUGCCAGAGAAUGUUCUACCAGUGCCAAAAUUUGCGGAAAUACCGUCGUCUCUGAUGCCGGCUCGUCCGGGCUGGACCGGAAGUCGCUCGUCGAUCGAUAUCCCCCAGUCCGCGACUCAGGUGACAACGGACAGUCGCGAUCCUUUCCUCCGGCAUACGCCACCGGGUGACGAGCCUGAAGCAAGGCCGUCCUUACCGCCUCGCCCACUUCCACCUGUCCCGAAGGAUGAGCUCGCAUUUGAGCUGGUCGAGGACAAUUCUGCGCCGAAGAAGGCCAAUCGUUGGAGUGCCUUGUCGGGGUAUUUGCCCGGACGAAAUGCGGAAAACUGGAAGGAAAAGUAUGAGGUCCUGACCUCAGGCCGUCACAGCCUCGACUCCAGGAGACCUCAAGUGCGACCACAAUCGGCUCACGCGAAUCCAUCAUACAAUCGCAUGAGUUCUCCAGCGAGAAGUCCAGGCCAAUCUCCAAGCAGGAGACCUUAUGACAGCAAACCGCCGGAAAGACCUGGUUUCCACAUCACCCUCAUCCGUCGCGAUCCUACCCAUGGGAGUCAAUGGAAUGUAGCGACAAUCUCAACACCGAAAAUGGACGGCGGCGCCAUUGACAUCGAGGUGUCCACGCCAGGGUACACCCGGUUCGCUGCGCAAAGUGAACCGCUCUCACUGGCCAGUCUGGGAAUCAACCUACCUUCCGAACUGGGCAACCGCAUCUCACUAUCUUCGUCUCGACCUACUCAGGCUGAACUGGCAGAGAGCACCCCCAACCAACCAUCGCAUUCCCGAAAGUUCCACCGCAAACUCUGCGUAUCACGACCAUACCAGGAAGACGGCCGAGGCUCCUUAGACCCAGGAGCCAACCGACCCUCACUCGACCACGGAACCAACAGUCCCUCGAGAUCCAACCUCUCCAAGCUCAAAAGCGGCUACUACACCUUCACCUCACCCUGGAACGGCACCUGCACAUUCUCAACGAGCGUCAACGGCCGCAGCCUCAAAUGCAAGCACAUGAUCCCAAUGCCCUCGACAGGCCCGAACGGCGCCCCCAUCGACAAUCCCGCCGUAACAGUCGCCGAAAUCCGCUUCAACACUCCCUUCCAAGCAGGCCAUCUCCACCACCAACCAGGCCCUUCCCACAUCUCCCCCUUCACCCUCAGCCAAACCCCAGCCUUCAAAGACCCAACCAGCAAUCCCAACAACCACGGCCACAACCUCGACCCAAGCUCCUCCUCCCCGUCAGACCGCAGCUCAAAGCGCGCUACCCUUGCUCAAUUCCUCAACCCAAACGCCUACAACCGCCCGCGCGCCCGCUCCGGCGCCUCCGCCCACUCCACAUCCUCCAAUUCCAACUUCGGGGCACCAACCCGGAAACCGUCAACAAGCAGCACCAGCAGCGGCGCUGCAGACCUCGAGGACGGACCCCGUCGUCCUCUGCGCCGUCCACUAAGCGACGACCGCCUCGAUUUCUCGCUUGCGCGAGAAAACGCCGGGGGCGGCAUGCGUGGGAAGAGCGCUAAACUAGGUAAAUUGAUCAUUGAGGAUGAGGGUAUAAAGAUGCUGGAUUUGCUUGUUGCCUCUUGUAUGGCUGUUUGGUGGAGGGGUUAUUACUAUUGA
Aspergillus bombycis is the source of this 2112-nucleotide messenger RNA. RefSeq lists its product as uncharacterized. Bases 1 to 2112 code for a protein of 703 amino acids. The record is from RefSeq and is a predicted model, not a curated record. Lineage: Eukaryota; Fungi; Ascomycota; Eurotiomycetes; Eurotiales; Aspergillaceae. The transcript has 2 exons.